ACGAUGCCAAAUCCAGAGGAACUACGAUGAGGAAACCCAGUGCCACACAUGCUUGUUGUAAAUGUUAAUGCGCCUAAAAAAUAAAUUCAGCCCAACCAAAAGAAAAUUAUGCCAGAAGCGGUUGAGUUCGGACUUUCGAUCUCAAGAGGAACUAUUGGAACCGCAAACGAAGCAAAUGUGAACCAUAUGUGCGUAAGGGCGUGUGUGGAGUUGCAGCUUCAAAUUUUUAGUUAUUGUUCUUUUCUGGCAACGAAUUGAAAUUGAAUUAAGCACUUGCACAGACAAUAAGAGAAAUAAACAGAGCCAGCUGAGCAAUUCAAUUAACGAGACAAACGAAACGAACGCAGUACCAUUCCAAGUUGAAGUAUUUAGUACAAGCGUCAGCGAAGACAACAGAUCCACAAAAGAGGAACUAGGAACACAUCAGGUUAAUUCUAUGCCACAUCCUCAGCCAGUUUCAACCCAGUGGUAAGCAAGAUUCUCGUCUACAAAAUGUCCCUGGCCGACAUGGGCACAGCCUCUCGAUCCGCCGGCGGCGGAGGAGGAGGAAGACACUAUGAUCUCUCCACGGGAGGAGGUGGGGCUCAUCCGGUGGGUGGUCUGUCCGGAGGUCGCAUGACGCACUCCCUCAGCACUCCUUCCGGGGUGGAUGGCACUCCUUCCACUCCACGGCACCGAGGCGGGAAGAAACUGACUGUUCGCAUCCAGAUGCUGGACGACUCGAUCACCAUGUUCCAAGUACAGGCAAAGGCUCUGGGACGUGUGCUGUUUGAACAAGUUUGCCGCCAGCUAAAUUUACUGGAGGCCGACUACUUUGGCUUGGAAUACCAGGAAGUGUCCACACAUACCAAAUAUUGGCUGGAUCUGGAGAAGCCGAUGAAUCGCCAGGUGGGCCUCUCACUCAUCGAUCCAGUGCUGCGCUUUUGCAUCAAGUUCUAUACUCCCGAUCCAGCGCAACUAGAAGAGGAGUAUACCAGGUAUUUGUUCUGCCUGCAAGUCAAACGGGACUUGGCUACGGGUAGUUUGCAGUGCAAUGACAAUACGGCGGCCCUGAUGGCCAGCUACAUUGUACAAGCUUCAUGCGGCGACUUUGUGCCCGAGGACUAUCCCGACCACACGUAUCUGUCGUCAUACCGCUUUGUGCCCCACCAGGAUGCCACAAUGCAGCGCAAGAUUAUGGAAAACCACAAAAAGCAUGUCGGUCAGUCCCCGGCAGAGGCGGAUCUUAACCUUUUGGAGACGGCACGGAGGUGUGAGCUUUACGGGAUGAAAAUGCAUCAGGCAAAGGACGUGGAGGGGGUGCCACUUAAUCUAGCUGUUGCCCACAUGGGCAUCACAGUCUUCCAGAACAUCACGCGCAUCAACACCUUCUCUUGGGCAAAGAUACGCAAGAUUUCCUUCAAGCGCAAGCGCUUUCUGGUCAAACUGCACCCCGAGGGUUAUGGAUAUUACAAGGACACCGUGGAGUUCUUUUUCGAAGGCCGAAACGAGUGCAAGAACUUUUGGAAGAAAUGCGUUGAAAAUCAUGGAUUCUUCCGGUGCACAGCCGUACAAAACACGCCUAGGCGCAAAACUCGCGUGUUGUCACGGGGCAGCUCAUUCCGCUAUAGCGGCAAGACGCAGAAGCAGAUUAUCGAGUUUGUGCGCGAGAAUUACGUAAAGCGUCAAAACUUCCAAAGGUCUCAGUCAUUCCGGCAAGGGCCACUGAAUGCUAGUAGCCGAAGUCAAUCGCAUACGUAUGUGAAUUCCAGCAUUUCAGCCAAUCCCCUACUCCCAAUUGACACUGCGGCAUGGGACUAUCGCAAUCAAUGCAGCGACUCGAUGACCCCUUCUCUGACGAAGAAGGCAGCGGAUACCUUGGAUCGCCGACGAGACAAUCCUAUCGACCACAUGCGUUCUCAAGUCACAGCAGCCCAGGUGGAGAUCUAUCAGACGAAGAACUAUGCAGCGGACUCGCCAACCUCCCCGGAGGAAGCGGAAUGCUCGGCGGCGGCGGCGGAACGGCAACACCACUCGGCAGUGGCUAUGGACCAAAUGAAUUCGAACCGCUCGCUUUCGCCCCAGGGUCCGCAGUCGUGGACUUCGCCCAGCCACAGCAGCCACCUCCAACAGCGCGGUCCCGAUCAGGCUCGUGUGCAUCCAGGCGAUCACAAUUUAGGUCUGAGCCACUUGUCCCACUUGUACAACAGCAGCACCCCUCGUCGAGUCUCAGUGGGAUCCCAAGCGUUUGUCCCUGCGUCGCCGCAGCUCAUCAGCAUCAACACGCACAGCAGCAGCACCAACCACAACACUAUCCACAACAUCAGCACAGUGGGUCGUUCGGUGGAUCUCAACAGCUCCAUGGAGUUGGAGGAGGAGGCGGAGGACCCGGGAACUGUGGACACGGAGGAGGAGGGGGAGCCUAUGGGGGAGGAGGAGGAGGAGGAAUUAGUCGAGGAGGAAGCGGAUUCGGACUUGACGGCAUCUACCAUCAAUCGGGAGACUAUGGAGGCAGCCUCAGCGGCGGCAGCAUCGGCCUCGGCUUUGGCCUCGGGCUUGGCCAGUGCCCAUCGUCCGCAGCUUCGGUCACAGGAGUCCCAGUCGCAAACUGCCACGCCAGUCCAUUAUAGCAGUACCAGCUAUUCGAUGUCUAAGCAAUGCAUGCUCAACAACGCUAAUGCCAACUCGACCGAAACUGAGACGGACAACAUAAUCUACACCGACAUCAACGACAUGGGCCACUACAAGUAUCCAGACUUUCACAGCUCCGCUCACCAGGAGCACAAGAUCUCGAACAGCGAGCACCUAAAUCUCAACGAUCGGAACGACAUCUAUGCAACUGUAAAUCGCAAAGCCAAGUCCAAGAUCCGUGAGAAACAUUUCAGCGAUGAGUUCAUAGAUCAGUCAAUACUACAGUACACAAGGGCCAAGCAAAUGGGACUAAGUCAAGUUCCUGUUCUCCUGCAACAGCCCAGCACCUCAGCUUAUGCGGCUGCUGUCCAGGAAAGGAGUUACAACAGUGGCAACUAUCAAUAUCACAAUGAUCUCAAUCACCCCUCUGAGUCAUCUUCCUCCUCCUACUUUGGCACUGGAUUUGGCACCAAGCGGUACGGUCAAGGGGAGCGUACAAAGCUGGCCCAAUCCGAAAAUUACCUGACACCCUCGAUGGAUUCGCAGAGCUCCCGGCACACUCACUCACUUCCCCGAAACUCUGAGCUAUCUGGAGUAGAUUCAGUGGAUUCUUAUGACAGCCACUACAUCACUCACCACUCAGUGGGUAUCCUUCCGCCUACCCGUCUGUCAUCCUCCUCGGAGAAACUCGGGUAUCAGAUGACUCCUGGCAACCUAUAUUCUACUACUCAGUUUGUAAAACCCGAGGAAGCAGCCGCCCACUACAUGGAUGAUGAAGAGGAUGAAGAAGAUGGUGAGGAGGGCGAGAAUAUCUAUGAUCAAGUGGAGCGCGAGUCCUGGCUAAAGAGUAGCUCUUGCAAAGAUCUUUUCGAGCGCUACAGUACCACCUAUUACGAUCGGGAGCUUCCCAAACCGAUGACCGCCUUCGACAAGGAGUUCCUUUCCUCCAAUCGUAUCGAUUCACCAGUGACGCGCUACGACGAUUCCCGUCAUUCCUUGUAUGUGACCAAGAACCACUCGAUCGAUGCGCACCAAGACUUCUCUCCAUUGCCGCAGAGCAAGGUGUACUCCUCCAGUUAUCCGGGUAGCACUUACAACACACAGGAGCACCGCCGUCAGCUUGGCCAGCACCUAGACUACUCGGGUUCCCAAGACGACAUUUCGCAGGACAGCUACGAACUUCUGGAGAAGUACGAUAUUGACUUCUUUGGGGGUCGUGGCCGCUCCGAGGACCAUAUGCGCUCCUGCUCCCUUGAUUCGGGAAACUACAUACCGAGUGACGACGAGUCGGUAUCUGAGGGGCAUCAGCAGCACAAGUACCGCUCGGCAAUCGAUGUCAAAUCCAAGUCAGCAGCGGAUAUUAUGAAUGAGAUUUGGGACGCCGAAGAUCCCCGGUACCUGCCGCGCGAGAAGCUGUCAGUCAAGUCGGACGGCAACUUUUACAAGAAGAUCCAGGAGGCUCUGACGCGUACAUCCAGCCAAGAGAGUCAGAGUGAGAUGUUUGAAACGAAGAUUUCGCGCAGCUCAGACUCUAGUAAGAAGUCGCGAGACAGCCUCUAUCACACGGACAGCAAAAAGUCACGGGAGACGACGAAGAGCAAAACUUCAGUGGCUUCUAGCCAGGACUCCAAGGAAUCAUUAGUGGGUGAUUGCUUCGGCCGCAACUAUGAAAUGCCCACCACCACCGGCAAAAAAGUGAAGCAGUUCUCUAAGAAGGAGCUCUACGAGAAAUUCGCAGCCUCCAGUCAAGAAUCGAAAAGUGAUUACUACGACGCCGUCGAAACCGGCUUAGAGCCAACACCCGAGGGUCUAUACUCAAGGCCAAAGGUUAAGAGUCACGAUUGCCUGCUUUCCGACACACAUAGCUCCACUGCAAACAGUUCGUUCUAUGACAGUCGUGACACUUACUCCACAUUCCCCAGCAACAAGACGCACAAGACCUCAAAGGUGCACUCAAUUAGUCUUCAAAAUGUAGAGAUUGAACGCAAUGCCAAAUCCUUUGGCAAUAAGUCUCCGGAAUCCGUAUCGACCCCGGCUUCGGGAAAACGUUGUCGAGAAAAGGAUAUUCAAACAGGAGAUUCGCUGGAUCAGAUGGCUCCCAUAAAAAGGGGCAACUCACAAUCCUGCAAGAUAUCUGCUUUCCGUCGACGAUCGGACAGUGAGAAUAUCUUCAGUUUCGACCAAGAUCGAAUCGAGUGCAUUCAAAAGUAUACCAAGCAGUGGGAGGGCCAGCAGCCCAAGGACGAGAAGAGCAAGCAGAGCCCGGAGUAUCCAUUGACUCCCGAGCUUGUAUCAGAGUUUGAGAAGCAGCAGGCUCGGCUGAUGGCCCACCAGAAGAUAACACGCAAGGAGGAACUAAUAGCUAAAACGCACUUUGAGGAAUACAAUCCGAUUAUGGUGCCCCUGAAUUACUCAUCUCACGCUACGGUGGAGCGCACCAAGAGCGAUCCUAACUCGCUGGCCAACCGCGCCCGUUUAGGAAGUAAUUCUCGCCGCCACGUGCUUAUGCACCAGAAGUCUAUUGAUCUUACUCCAGCGGACUCAAACUCCAGCGAUGAGGACUACAUCUACAAGCAGAUCCCAAGUGCUCCACCUCUUUGCAAGGCACACGGUAAUUUUGAAAUCCCCAAAUGUUACGACGGCACUUCCGCUUCGCAAGUUGCUCAGGAGCUGCCAAAGACGGGCUUUGAGCUUCCGAAGAGUUUCUUCAGGGAUUACGAGAGGCGUUUUACCAAAGUUCUGAAGGAGGACAUUCCGUAUGUGCUUCACAAGCGCCACAUCAUGAAUGGAACGGCUCCUUCACCCAGCGAGAAGAAACACACAAAGCCCAAGUCUCCAAAGUCUCCGAAGUCACCCAAGUCUCCGAAAUCUCCAAAAUCGCCUAAGUCACCGAAGAGUUGCGGAGUUUCCGGUGCUGGCACUACCGACUUCCUGCCUGAUAUUCUCGACAGUCUGCUGCCUCCAGACACCAAGGAAUUCCUCUUCACCCAAAACAUUGACCUUUCAAAAGUGGACCCAGUCACGUUGGAGAUCGACAAGACCAUACCAACAAUCCAUCUGUCGUCACCAAAGCGGGAUAUCACCAAGCAGAUGGACGCCUCAACGCUGGAGAAACUGAACAAAAAACUAAGCCAGAUUGAAAGCGAUUCGGCUACCAGCUCGCGAACAGAGAGCAUGCAGCAGCAGAAGCUGGAGCAAAAGCAAAUGGAGCUCAUUCAGAGUCUUCGCAAGGAGCUACAGGCCAACGCACGAAAGGCCAAUAAACCAAGGGUUAUCCCCAAGACGAAGUCGGCUGGAAAGUCAAAGAAAGGCAAAACCCGUAUAACCUCCUUCUCCUCCGAUGACGAAAGCUUGGACUCGGAUGAUGUGUUUGGUUCAGCGGAGGCUAUACCCGAUCGCUUGGAGUUCUCGCCUCCGCAGUCACGUAAGGAGAUCGAGUCUAUUCUGCGCAUUGAACAGAGUAGGCUUAUAUCGGCGGCUUGGGGACGUGGGCAGACAAUGAGCUCUACAGAGAUCGAGGGGUCGCCUCCUCAGUGUAGGCGACUUGCUGAUCUGGAGAGUCGGUACCAAACACAAAAACUGGACCCUCAGUAUGCCAAUGCCUCUGAACUGAGGCGAAUCUCAGAGCGCUCUAUCUCGAUUCCUUCGUCAGAGGACGAACCACAUAUGCCGAUGCGGGGACGCAUUGACGAGUGCACAAAUGAUUAUCAGAGGAACGAGAACAUCCCCUCACCUAUUCUGGAGCACGCCGAGUUUUUCCGUAGCAACGACGACAUUUACGAAACAUGCCACGAGGAACGAAUCACUGGCUCAGACAUUGACUAUACUCUAAAGAAGCAAACAGCCAGCGGGUCUAAGUCCAAAGUGAAGUUGAUCGAGGAGAUCAUCGACUCUUCGAUUGUAAUGCGCUCCAAAGGUCAUGCUCCCAUUCUGUUCGCCCAUGCACGUCUAAAUCUCUCGGAAGGAUCAGUCUCCUUGCAGCGCCAAAAAGCCACUCAGCAGCAAUCACCGUCAACAGAGAGACGAACCAAGAGCCUGGACACCCCUGUUAUCUCGCUUCACCGCCUGCCGCCCAUGAACGCUUUCUCUUCAAAGGACGAUACCGUGGGUUUUGAGGAGGAGGCAGAGAUUCUCGAGGAGAAGUCGUUGGAGCGGGAAGGCCAAGCAGCGGCGCAGGACGAAGACACCGCCGACAGCGUUCACUCAUGCGCAGGCUCCAUACCCACGCAGAGCAGCUACCAAGCAAAUGGCAGAGAUUCGCUGCUCAGCGCAGUCACCAUCGACAGCGAGGAGGCCCAAUUGCUCAACCAACUGCGGUAUAUAGAGAAGAUUGCCUUACAGGGCGUUAAAAUUAAGGACAAGAAGAAGUCAAAGAUGAAGCUUAGGAGCGGGGAUCACCUCAUCCUGAACAUACCAAAGUACCGAUUCACUGACUGGUCGCCCUACAGCUCAGCCAACAGCUCCCGAAAGACUUCACCAGGUGUUUCAAGAGCCAGCAGUAUUGAAAGUACUGGUAAGGGGAAACUUAAGACGUCGGAACCCUAUAAAGGAAAACCAGUGUCUAGAAGCCGUCCGGAGUCACGGCGGACCAGUGCGGAUGAUAUAAAAGCAAGAGAUGGAAGGGGAAGUAAGAAAUCCAGUCCCAAGGAGCGUCCUCGAUCCAUUGAGAUGCGCCGCCUGAGCAAGGACAAGAGCAAGUCCCAAGAAGAGACCGAGGCAGAUAUUGCCAAGCGCAAAGAACGCCAGCAGAAGCUAUACGAAUCAGCCAUGAAACAAACCAUCACUAUGCUAAGUCCAGUAAAGGACACAUUACCGGCCUUUCCCGCUCCCGAAGAUAAAAUCCUGGUAAAAACCGACGGCGACAAGAUAAUUAUUGAAACAGAGUUUAAAUCAAAGGCUGAGGAUCACGUUCUCAUCGCCAAGAGUCCCAGAAAACUGGAUAAUUCACUUGUGAAAUUCAGCCGCAGUUUUGACGAAGGACGAAGCCCCGACAAACUGGACAAAGCAAAUCGUAGCUUUGAGGAUCGCAAUAAAUCUUUUGAAGACUCUGAGAAGUCAGACGCUCCCGAGGACAUGCUCAUUAAAUCGCCCAAGAAAAUAGCCAAAGCCCAGGAGCUGAAGCAGAAGAUUGAGGGUAAUGUUGUCCAUAAGAAGAUAGACGGAAAGUCGAGUAGUCUAGAGAGACCGGCCGAGCAUCAUUAUCUCGGUCCCGACGUCAAAGCACGUAGUCUCGAUGACAAAAGACAGGCAACCGAGGCGGCAAAGAAGAAUGAGGAAAAGCCAGCGCCAGUGGCAAGGAGUGCUGUCGGGGAUCGUCGAAUGUUUGCCCACCAAUAUCAAGUCCAAGAGCCCCAUCAGGAGGAUAUUGAUAUGCAGGCGGUGAUCUCGGAGCGCAGGUCCCUGGAGAUCCUCAAACGGUCUCUUCCUUCCGAAGAUGCACGCGACAGCGAGGGGGCCUUCAGCCGUAAGCCAUCCACGGCUGAAAGUCUGGACUCUUUUGUCUCGGCUGAUGAUAGCCACUCACCAGCAAGCAAGUCGCCAAUUCCGGGGGCAGCAGCUGGAACAGAAGGAUAUCCGCACCGAGUGCCCACCAUAGAAUGUGAAGAGCCAUCCAUCGAGGAAGACGACAAUUCUUCCGAGAGGCGCCACCUAAAAGUUGGGAGGCAAGAUACAAAUAGGCUGAGUCUGGAUCGCAGUCGCAGUGAUGAAACAGGCUCCUGGAUCACCGUGGAAUGUGACGAAUUCAUAGGAUCUGAUACUUCCGACAAUGAGCCACGUACCUUGGAACCGGAUCGAAAUGUUUUUGAAACACAGGCUACUUUGGAAGAUGCGAACCCGCUUGAGUACUCAAACUGCGCUACUCCCACUUCAGAUUUAAAUAUCCUCUUAACUCCACCCAAUGCAAGUCCCCAAAUUGAGAAGUCCGUGCUGGAGACCUUUGAGAAGUAUACAAGCUCUUCGGACAAGAAAAAACACAGCCUGGAGAAGCAAAGUGACCGUUCCAAGAGCUCAGAUUCCUGGACGAGUGGGGAAAAGGACACAAGUCCGCAAAGACAACCAGAUUGGAGUCUGUCGGUGGGAAAGGACAAGAGUUCAGUGGAAGAGGAAUCUAGCGUCAGCUGUUCCAUUGCCCGGCCUCUAGGAAUAUCGCAGGAGUUUGGAAAAGAGGAGGCGCGAAAGUGCCAGGAAGUCAAGCAGCGCAUGCUUCAGCUGGAAAUGGGAAAAGAUGAAAUCACACCCACGGGAUCCAACGAGCAAACGCCCACCAACGAGCCCAAAGUCUUGGUUGGCAAGAAACCGAGCACACCGACGCUAGAAAAGCAGAGCCCGAUCGAUUUGGGUACCAGCACAGAGUGCUACCUCGAUCCUAUCGAGGAACGCAUUGCCAAAAUAUUGGAUAGGGGCGGGGCUCGCACCGAAGACAGUGAAUCUAGUUCUGGUGGAUCUCGGAAACCACCGCGGAUUGAGAAGCCGGCAAGGGCUAAUGCGGGAAAGAAACUCUCGGUAACACGGGCGGAACCAGGAAAAUCGGGCAGUGAUAGGAGUUCACAGGAAUCAAAAUCCAGUUUCGACUCCAAGGGCUCCUUAAGUGUAGAGUCGCGUGGUUCGUUUGAGACGGAAAGCAGUUCUGGGUCUCUAGGGGCGGCGCAAAGGCGUGGCGAUCUAGCUCAAAAGGAGCAACAAAGCACCUGGCGCCCGUUUCCCAUUGAGAGCUCAAAUAGCUCCAGCACAGAUGAUCCUUGGCAUCACGUGGAAACGGAUGGCGGCUAUGAGCGGUAUGAUGCACAAAAUCCCUUGCGGGACUCCUCUGACAGUGACGUGAAGGAGGUUUCUCCAGAUGAGCAGAAGGAUGCCAGCGAUGUUAGUUAUCAGGACGAGCUUAACGACUUUCCGGCCACGUUUGGUUACCCAGCUAUGACUAGUAGUUUGGGUGGGAUUGGUGUGAACCCCACGGACAUUAUUGGAUACAGUACUGGCUUUACCUUGGGCAGGACUCUCUCAAGGAUCUCGGAACGUAGCACUGCAUCCGAAAAGUCUAGCAUGGAGGAUGACGUGAGCAAGGCCUCUACGCAUUCCGUCAGCAUGCGGGAUGAGUCUGUGGGGUCUACAGAUCACCAGCCCAGUUUAAGCUCUGAUUCGAGGAGCAAUACUAAUCUGGCUUACAUUUCGGAUGCAGAUCGUCGCACCUCGGCAGAGAUGCCGGAGAUUCCCUGCGACUCUGCGACUGGUGAUCGUCUCUCCAGCUUGGGAAGUCUUAAUGAACCGAAAUCACCAACCCUAGUGACAGGACGCUUUUCUGUUACCCAUGUUGAUGAACUGCAGGGCGACGAUGUGGAAAGACACACACUUAUGUGCCUUUCCAAUGCAGGUAGCCAAGAUUCGGAGGACUGGCCUCUGCCGGAGAUUCCCUUCGAUCAUGUGCCGGUGAAGCCGGCCGACUCGAUGUAUGCCAUGCCGGAUUUGGACAAACCGGUACCCAAGUCGUUCUGCUGGAAGGCGAGCUUGUCGUUUCAGCAGUCACAGGAUUCCCUAGACUGGCCUUCGCCUCCCUCAAGUGCCAUCGGAGCUCCCAUAAUUGUAGAGAGUAUUGAAACAUAUUAUGCUAGCGAAGCCCAAAGUGCGGAUAAGGUGGUUCUGGAUGAGGAGAUGGCAGUAGGUCCUCCUGAUGUAGCCAAAGUUCUGCCCUACGAGGACACCGCUUAUCUUAUGUCGGCAGCAUUUGAUGAUAAUGAUUUUGGCAGUGAGCAAUUACAACCGGAUACUGUUAGCUGCCUUAGCUCCACUCUAAGUGCGGCCUCCUGUCUUUCGUCCUCGCUAAAUGUGAGUUGUAGCACCUCCUCCACUCAGGCCACCGCAAGGGUUCAGCGGAAGAACUCUAGUCCCGAAGUGAUUGUCGCCCAGCCCACUAGAUCACCAGCUCCUAGAAGCCCUCUCUCAGAAGAAGAGCUUUUCUCUAGCGAUGAUGUUUUCAUGCCGGGGACUAUAAAAGUGCAGUUAUCACCAGAUGCUCAACUUAGAAAGCUUUCGAGAGGCUCCAACAAUUCGGACACAUCCAUUGACGACAUUCUGUCUGGGAGCACCACCUAUCUGGAGGAUCAGACUACUGUGCGGAGGAACUACGAGGCUCGCUUGAGCAGCGGUGGAGGUGGAGCGAGCUGCAAAAAGUGCAGCCACUCCAGUCACUCAGAGGAGGAAACGAGCUCCCUAGGCACAGACCUCGAUGGAACGGUAAGGAUGGGUGGAAUGCAGCAGAAGAAGUGCACCCAUAGCUCUCACUCGGAGGACACCUCAAUUGGUCUCAGCAUCUCGGAAUGGUCAACGGGAACCAACACGGUGCGCCAGUAUGCUAAUCUCUCCGGAUCAGAUAGCCUCUCCGCCGUGUCCACACACUCAUGUGCUAAGAGCGAGAAAUCAAAUCAGACCAAAUCGAGUAUUAGUUCGAUCAACAAAUCUGCAGAAAGCCUAAACGAGCAGAGUGGUGGCAGUAGCUUCUCGCACAAGUUCAGCGGGGAUAAUGGUUCAUCCGAUGGUUUGCGAUAUGACAUGCUAUCCAAUUCCGAGACGGACAAGCUGAGUGAGCCAACCUCAGCCACUCGUAGUGAUGACACCACUUUGACUCUUACCGAAAUGGCCCACACCAUCAGCGAGUGGUCUACUUCAAGCAGUCGCACACUGGUCGGCGUGACCGCAGGGGAGUAUCUUCCUCUUAAGCAGGCACUGUCGGGAAAUAAAACCAGCCUAAGCUCUCCCAGCGAGGAGAAGCGUUGUGCCUUGCCACAGGUUCAUAGAAGAAGCGGCAGCAAUGGCAAUCAGGCGAGAGCUGCUCAGGAGCUCGUCGACACUCAAACUGGUCCUGAGACAAGUGCCGCCGCUCGGAAACGCCGCUCGCUGGAGAUGAUGUCUAAGCUAUACCAGAGUCAGGAAAUAUGUUCCGAGUCUGAGUCGCCGUUUGUCGAGCGUUUGUAUGCGCACACCGAGAAGCUAACGGAGCGCUAUCAGAGCCAGGAGUUUGUGCCGCUCCAUGGUGUAGCUUCAGGACCCCAACUUCCUGCGCCGGCCACUACUCAGAUCCAAACCCAGCAGCCCCAGCAGGUGCGCCAGAAGCCUAGGGCCCCCCAACCGCCCACGAAACCAAAACCUGCCGUUACUCGACCGAUAAUGCAGGCUUUGCUUAACAAAAUGAAGCAACCUGGACUGGCAGAGCAGGCAGCCGAAGCUGCUGAGGCCGAGGAGAAAAAAGCUCAGAGUGCUGUUGCUCCGACCGUGGGAAAGCCUAAGCCUGCACCACCACCCGUGCCCACAGUGCCCCCGAUUGUGACGCCCAGCGAUUUGCCCGGCGAAGUGGUUGCCCCUCCGCCCAAACCGCUGGCCAAGCACCACAGCUAUGAUGAUCGGACCCUCUCCAAGACCCAGAUUCGUGAGUUCAAGACCACAAGCAAGCAGUUGCGCCAGUCGAGCUCCUUCCACGAGCACAUGCUCAGCAAGUCGCAGCAGUCGUCACAGGAGCUGCCCAUAAGAAUCGACGAGGAGAGGGAUCCACACUCCACGUCCUCGGCCACCAACACAACCACCACCACCAACACGCUCAACAGCGAGAGUACGGAACCCAAUUCUCCACAAAUGCCUCAGCGGGCGGAUAAGUUGGUCCGCUGUUCACCUUACUACUCCAGCAGUUUGAGCUCAGAGUCACCACCAAAUCAGUUGCUACAGAAACCCCCAAGGAAAGGGGCAAGUCAGCUGAGUGCUGGAGCAAUGGCUACUUCCCUGAAGAGUCCUCCUAGUGGCAAUGAUACGGACAGCUCGUUGGACGUGAGGGGUCAGGAGGCGAAAAUGAGAAGUAGGGGCUACCGCAAGAAGCGUCAGUUACCCGCCAAAAGGAUGAGGGCCAAUAUGACCGCUGCAGCUCUGUUGGAGCAAGCGGAGAGUUCGGAAUGCUCAGAGGGUUAUGUACCGGAAGUUGAUUCGGGCAGCUCGGAAUAUUCGUCGUGCCAGCGGGAUGACCAGUAUCUCGAGUUCGACGAGGAACUGGAAAGGGAUCAGGAGCAAACAGACGAGUAUGACGACUAUCCCCAGUACAGUGGAAAAUUUGAGAGUCUGGACAUGAGUGACAAUGUGGACGAGAUGGGUUUUCCCCGUUACGACCGCCUUAGUCACAUCACCAAACCCAUGUAUCACCAGGCCUUGGUAAUGGAUCGUCCUAAUCCGGUGCAGGUUCCAGCACCUGCUAAUCAUCCAAUGCCUCCGGUCACAGGACAGCCGGUGAAGCCAGCUCGGACUAAGAAAAGACAGCUGAAGCGGGAGGACUCCACGGCGGCAAGUACAUCAGGGUUUUCGGGGGGAGUACCCCAGGUUCGACCCUAUCAUGGGCGAAGUUAUUGCAACCCGGAGGAGAGUGAGUACGAGACCCGAGGCGGUGGAUUGUCUGACGAGCUGGCCAAUUCCAGUGAGGACAGCUGCAGUGGGUUCGGGGGAGAAGCGGGAGCAUCAGGAUCGGGCACCAUAAGAAGGGGUGCACCCAAAGGAGUGGCACAGGACCAGAAUCAAGGAAUGGGUCCCCAGGCUCGACAAGUGCUUCCCUAUCCCGAUUUCCUGUCGGACUACGAGUCCGAACCCAUUGAGUAUGAGCGGUACGCCUGCGGACUGGAUAUACGUGUGGAUCCGCCGCCCAAGUUCCAUGACUCGGAUGAGCUCAGUGACCAAUAGGGUGGGAGCCCCGCGGAAUUCCCAAGGAACCCCAAAAACCCAAUCGCGUGUGCUUAACGAAUGCAGCCUUUUCAUUUGUUCCGUUGCCUUGGAAAUUUUUAGAACGACUCUUCGACUUUUACACACGAUCCAAGUACUUAUAACCAACUUAUUUGUAACUGAGACUGAUUUACGACAAGCAAACAAAACAAAAUGAAACCCAAGAAUCUUACAAGCUGCAUAGAAAACUUAAAACAAUUAUAGCUCCCCUUGAAGCGUUAGAAAAUCAAAUCAAAUUCAACUAAAAGACAUUUUAAUCAAACAUUACAAAACAUAACAAAUCAAAUAAAAUACCUUAAAUAAUCGAGAUGAUGGCAAAAGCCCGUAGGUCGGUGUAGUUUGAGUUGCCUUUGAGCGGUACUUAUAUAUGAUAAUGUUAUAGAUCAAUUCAACAUUUAAAUAUAUAUGGGGUAUAUUGAGCGGAAACGUUAAACGAGUUGAACAAAUUUUAAUGCACUGUUUAAUCAUCGAAUAAUGGAAUACAAGAAUACAAAUGUUUAAUUGUUAUUUAGCUAAUAAAACACAAAUCGAGACACAAUACUUAAGAUUAAAGUUAUUAAAUGAAUAUAUAUGAUUAAUUCAAGUUGCCACGAACUCUGCGCCAUUACGUUUAGUAUUUCGUCAGUAUUGGUAGCGCAGGCUGUUCGAUCCUAUCCAACUGAGUUCCAACCCAAGUGUCAAAAGCAGGCAUGCCCGAAUGGGAAUAUCCAGAGUCAAACCUCUAAACUAGUUUUGUGCAUCUAUGCUCCAAUUUUAGUAAUCUCAGAUGAUGAAACGACAAAUCAGCCAAAUGCUUUAUAACAAUUAUCCUAAUAAAAAUUGGAAAAGGUUUUGAAUAGUUCUCACAAUACAUUAAAAGAAUCUUGAAAGGGGUUCACCUAAUCCCGAUCGCAAGUAUUCUCCUACCAGAACACGGCAUUGUCGCAGUGUAAUGAAAGCAUUUACUCCAUGCUUUUAAGCGGUUUUCUAACCAUAUAUAUUUUAUAUAGGUCUUGAGCUAUAUAAGUUUUUAAUUUUACGGCAAAACGUUUUUAGACGCAAGUUACCAAUUAAACUUUAACUUACGAUUCUGAAGUGAACAAUUGUUGUCUUAGCCAUUAGUUCAGCUUAGUACAUAAAUGUGCCAAAUCGGAGAUCCCAAGAUGGAAAUCCCUAUACCAAUAGUAUUUUAUAAAUGUAAUUGUAAUGGGAGCAGAACAUGGAAUUAAUUGAGACCCUGUUAAGUUUUAAAUCCGAUUGGAAACCUAUACACUUAUAUUUAUCGGAAUAGAUUUAUGUAUGUUUGGUCUUUAAGUUUACAAAAGAUAGAAAAAGAUAUUUACGUGUUAUUAGAGAAAAUGAGUGGAGAAAGAUUGGUAUCAGGCAAUGUAAAGGUCGAACAAUAAUUUUAAUAGUUUAAUCCAGAUCAAAAGUAUUCGAAUCAAAAUAUCUAUUUGUGUUUAGAUUUACGGUAAAAUUUAAUAAGAUCGAAAAUUGGUUGUUCUGAUAAAGCUUGUAUUUAAGUUAAUUAAACAAUCAUUAAAUAUCCUAUAAUAUCUAAUCAAAUGAUCUUUAGUUAGGAAAAAUGGUAUUCUUUUAACACCUUAACGAGUUUUUAAAACAAAUUUUAAUUUUUCAAUAGGGCUCGCGUUUUUUUUAUUGAAAAAUAUAUUUCUCAAGGUAUACUUGUACUUGCCCAAAUAAUACAAAACCCACAACAGUAUUAGCUGAAUUUUAAGAUAUUAGAAAAAAAAACAAAACAAAAGUUUGCAACACGAAAUUAAAACUCAAUAAAGUUUUAUUUGGAAAAAAUCUUUUUCUCACACAAAGUCAAAGCAAAAAUCACUCAAACGAACAGAAACACUGAUGGGAGUCUUAUAAUAUAAAAGCCAAUGAAAUGUACACGAGCAAUCGAUUAACAAGCAUUAAAUUAUUAUUAUAUAGAAACGAAACUAAAUAAAUAAAACUUCAUUAAUCAAAUACAA
Messenger RNA from Drosophila subpulchrella, 15317 nucleotides. It is a transcript of the gene Cdep, whose product is annotated as FERM, ARHGEF and pleckstrin domain-containing protein 2. The record is from RefSeq and is a predicted model, not a curated record. NCBI's taxonomy places the organism in Eukaryota, Metazoa, Arthropoda, Insecta, Diptera, Drosophilidae. The transcript is spliced from 11 exons. The coding region runs from base 493 to 13314 and encodes 4273 amino acids. Gene Ontology annotation, cellular component: cytoskeleton. Gene Ontology annotation, molecular function: guanyl-nucleotide exchange factor activity; cytoskeletal protein binding.